This is a messenger RNA of Microbotryum saponariae, 2449 nucleotides long. The record is from the annotation of a GenBank genome assembly. Lineage: Eukaryota; Fungi; Basidiomycota; Microbotryomycetes; Microbotryales; Microbotryaceae.
AUGACUCGACGACUCGCCAGGAUCGCCGCCGUCAGGCGGAUCUAUUCGCUCGGUUUCGGGCCAACUUUCGGCUCCACAAGCUCUCACUAUGUCAAUACCUCUCGUGGUAUUUCAGCCCAUCAACACAACACGAUGGUGUUCACAAAGCUCUUCAACAGUAAUUGGACCCAGCUCAAGCAUGUACUUGAUCUCAUCAAACACCUCGCCCGCGAAGAUGGCCCAGACGCACGAGGCCGAAUCAAUGAUUGGAUUGCCAACCAGGUGGGUAACACUCCAGCAUAUCAGAUCAGUAUACAAGAACGCGGCAAGGCCUCUUAAACACUUGCAACCUACCUGUGCAGUCUGACUCAAUCAUUGUGAAGGAGAUGAAACGAACCAAAUCCGCCUUCGUCUCCAGCCACGACAUGGCUCCCGAAGUCUUGGCAUCUGAUCAGAUUGACGCGCAACACCACCAGUCGAAGAAUCAAACUGCGACAAACUCAUCUCGGAUUCUACGGACGUUGACAUGGAGGACGCUCAAGAGGAUAGCUCUGGGUCGGAUGCAGAACGGGGGUGUUUCAAGGAGCAACAUGUAUCAUUUGUGCGUAAUUAUUGCCUGAGCUCAGCCCCUUGGUCAAAGUCAGAUUGAUGAUGGUGUUUGUUGACUUGCCGCAGCUUUGUCGCUCGAUAAUGGGUCAGAUCGCCUUCGCCGUGUAACCGAAGAAGCAAUGCUAUGCAGCAUCGUAACGGUCUCAUGGCUCUCGCAUGUGGAGCGAACGAUUGGUUGACGACGUACCUGUACGACUGUGGCCUCACGACCUCUCGCCGUACGACUCGACGAGCAGCUUUGAGCCUGACAAUGGCCAAUCUGACGUUGCUUAAGAAGAUCGGGUCAACCCGCUACUUCCAUGUCACUCUUGACAACAUCAAAGUUGCACAUCACGUCAAUGACGAACAACUCGAUCGACGUUCCGAGCUGCUUCAUGGGAUUUUCGGGUAUGCGCACGUUCAGAAUGGAGACGUGGCCAACGUGUACGACCUUCAAGCAUACAUUGCGCAUCAAGCACUGUUACCUCCGGUCGAUGUAAACAUCUUCUUGCCCGCUGAAGCGUCUGAGGAGGCCUUCGCCACAGGUUUUUCCGCCCAGAUGUAUCGAGCGCUUGCUUGACUGGUUCCUCAUCUCGGCCUCACGCUUCACGAUAGAGUCGCCCUUACGAUCAGCUUCGAGGGCAAAGCCAACGACAUCAAUGGACCAUCACUCAACCAACACAACCCCCGAACUGCCUAUCCGUCGCUCUCGGGCUGCUCACUGGAGAUCACAAUUAACUCAAGAAGAUCGAGUUGACCCGAUUGAGUUACGCAAGAAGCUCAGACUCCUCUUGGUCGACAAAUUUGGCGAGGACUUCGUCCCCCGGCCGGUGCAAAUCGAAGCUCUCGCGGGACUUUUUCAGCUCGAGCGGUUCAAGACUCGAAAUCAGUAUGACGCUGUGUUCGUCAUUGCUCCAACGGGUUCAGGGAAGAGCUUGAUAUUUCAAGCCAUGUAUUUGGUUUACGGACGCCGGGCUGUGACCAUAGUUGUCAGUCCUCUGACUGCGGUGAGCCAACAUCAGAUAGGCUUUAUUCGGUUGGCCGCUGAGGCGACGCCGGUGCUGAGUCCUACGGUCUUGAUACCUUUACAGGCCGACAAUCUCAAUCAAGAGCGAAAGAAAGCGGUUGUCAUAUGCAAGGAAACAUGGGGUGACGCAGAGCUGUACCAGCAGUUGAGCGAUCCCUCCCAUACUGUCUCAUUCAUCUUCAUCGUACGCGUCCAUUCAAUCCGUCACAGGUUUUUGCAUGCUCACAACCCCCGUACUGAUAUCUUGCUACUAAAAAUCUCCGACAGUCUCCAGAGAUGCACAAUGGAGACAAGCGCUGGGCUGAGCUGAUAUCGAAGGACUCGUUCCGAGAACGAGUCCAGCUGCUUGCCUAUGACGAGGUAAUCAAGAUCGCCGAGCGGGGAUUCAGCGAAAGGGAGCGCGCCGGAGCUAUGAGCCACACAAUGGAAGGCUCGACUGCAUUUCGCCCCGUGUAUGGGCAAGUUGCGGAGCGGCGUCUCAUACUUGGCUGUCAAACACUCUUCCUCACCGCCGGCGCUCCACCCUACAAAAUCAACAAGAUCCUAAAGGUAUCCAGUCUCUCCGAAUCGCGGACAUUCUUCGCCAAAGCCGACCUUUUCCGACCAAACCUACGCAAUAAUGUUGUCGAGAUGACACCAAGAACAAACGGUACGACGGGAAGUAUCAGGGAUCUCCUUAACCAGCGGUCAGAUCCCAGCACCUUUCCCCAGUCCAUCAUGUACUUCAACAGCCGGGAAGCCACGUCAAACGCGCUCCUCGCGGUCCACGAACAAUACGGGAUUCCAAUUUCAGUCCACUCUCCCCUAGCGCGCAAUCGACAAGAUCGAGGAUGGCAAGGACUUUCUGCGAGGUAA